Messenger RNA from Mustela erminea (ermine), 1044 nucleotides. RefSeq names its product translation initiation factor IF-2-like. NCBI's taxonomy places the organism in Eukaryota, Metazoa, Chordata, Mammalia, Carnivora, Mustelidae. The transcript is spliced from 4 exons. Bases 1 to 519 code for a protein of 172 amino acids. The record is from RefSeq and is a predicted model, not a curated record.
AUGGGCCUUGAGCCAGAGAAGCCCAGUGCAGGACAGGCCCUGAGAAUUGAAAGGUUGCUAGAAGUCCUCUCCGACAGAGUUGAGAGUUUGCAGACGGCCCCUGAGAAGCUGGGGCGUUCCGAAUUGGCUGAGCGCUCGGCCUGGGAGGGCGGGGAGUUUGCCGAACGUUCCUGGCCAGAAUCCCUGCCUUCAAGAGCCGCUGAGCCCGCGAAGAGCGUCGCUACCGCGUCCGGGCUGUGUGUGGACGCGCCGCGCGCGGCCCCGCCAGGGCUGGGAGUUUGCAGACCGUCCCUGCCGCGGCCCGCUCGGCGGCGGCCCUGCGGCUCCCGCGGCAGCCGCGGCGGCCCCGGGCGCGAUCCAGCCCAGGUAGCCGCGCCACAGGCUCCGGGCGCCGCGACCCCGUGCCCCGCCGCGUCGUGGGCCCCGCGGGGACAGCGGCUGGUGGGCGCUCCCUGCUGCUAUUGCUGCUGUUCAACACGGAGGAGUGACUACUGGGACCAAGAGGGGGACUGGGGGUGAGCUCAGGGAUUUGCACCCGCUCCUGUGAUUUGGUUAAGCUGCUCCCUGAAGAAUGCAGCGAUCUCUGGUUGUCUUCCAAGCGUCCAGACUGUAGGUACCGUAGGCUAUAAGACAGAAAAAGAAAACAGGAUUUGAAGAGAAACAUGAGAAGGGGAAGCAGGGGGAUAAUUGCAGGGGCCUAGGUAGCAAGCGGCAGCCUUUCUGCUGCCGAAAAGGACAGACCGUGGCAGAUGCGGAGCAGCUGGGCUGGCCUGGGUAACAAGGGUCUUCUUGGAAGGGGGCAGGAAAUAUCAGCUGGGAAGUCAGAGGUCUGGGGACUUAUGCUUUCCCUGCCACUAACUAGCUUCAUGAGCCCCUGCCUCUUCUGCCAAAGUGGGCAAGUCUCCUGAGGAAUUAUAUGUCAGGCGUAGGUGUCCAGAGGUGAACACAACACCUGACCAUUCAUCUAGGGCAGGGACCUGUCAUAAAUACUCUGUUGUUCCAGUAUUAGUAGAAACAGCUAAGUCUCUCUCUUUUUUUUUUUUU